AUGGAAAGGCCGUCUUCUCGUGAACGGCAAUGGACGAAUCCCGAGAUUGUCGAUCUUCUAGCGGAGAUCAUCAAAGCCGGAACUGUGGCACCAGAAAUCCUCUUCAGAUUCGUCCAAGACAUCGGAAUCCAGCCCAAGUGGGAAGAUAUUCCGCUUCCGCAAGGACGGUCGCUCAACCAAUGCCGACAACUGUUCGAUACUCUUCGUGUGCACAUCCCGUAUAGCGCCCCACCAGGCUUUCCAUCCUCUCCAUACGGUAGCUCCGGUCCUCUCGCUCGUCCAGGAAGUCCUUCACGAAAACGUCCCCUUGCGCCUGAUACCACGGGCCCUCUGCUGCCUCCGCAAGUUACGGGGGGUGGUCGCCCUCUCCAGCCGAAGCCACAACCGCAACCCCAUGCGCCACUUCACUCACAACAUGGGCACCAACUUCAAGCUCUCCCUUCGCCCGACCGCGCCCGCGCUGGCAUCGGGGCUUCCGCCCCGCCGUACGCUCUUUCUCCCGCCCCGCAUUCCGAGGCCUCGGGACAGCAGGGUCGCAAAAAGCGCGGUCGACCGACCAAACUCGAGGCGCAACGUCGCGCAGAAGCCGUCGCGAGGGGCGAGAUACCGCCAGGACAGCCGCGCUCCGCGAAAAAGAUCAUGACGUCACCGCCUUCGGGCACUGACGCUUUGCCGUCUGCGGGUCUGUCACCGGCCCUAGGUGGGAGCAUCGGUGGGGGUCACCUGUCUGCAACCAGCUCUGCGACGAGUCCGCUACCGUCUGCCGAAUUAGGGCAGGAAAGUCCAGCGAUAUUGGAGCGGCAGAGGUUAUCGGAUCUGUUCAGGGAAAGACAGCGCGAACUCGACCGCGAGCAUGAACGGGAUCCAUGGAGAGCAAGUCUAGGAGGUGGGACCGGUGUCGGACUAGGCGCAAGUGCUGGGCCGAGUCUCAUUCCAACCCCAAAUAUACCGCACGAAGGAAACGAGCCGCCCGCUGGAGUUGGGCCGGGACAACGAAUGUCUCAACCUGGUAUGCCGAGUACCGGUGUUGGAGCAUCACCUGCAGGUGCUCAAGGACCAUCUUCGAAAAUAUACAACGAGAAUGGUAAACGCAAUGGGAUGAGCCGAUCGAUCACACCUACACUGUCGCUACUGGAUCGCACCUCGGAUGAGAAGUCACGCAGUGACUCGCUUCGACCCGACGAAAUUAUGUCUAAACGACCUUUAUCCGAGCCACCUACGAACUAUUCCCAAGAACCAAUCAUGACAUUAAUACCGAGCCACGAACACUCCAACGAAUCAUACGGGAGCCUGAAUCCCCGGCGCCCAAUAAUGCAGCACCGUCCAUUUCAUUGGCAACCCCUCCGACGAAUGGCGACGAGACAACACACUACGCCUUCACGAUUCGAUGACGCGGAAACCUCGACCGAUUACGACCCGUAUCAUACUUCUAUCACGCCUAAUUGCCCCCUUCUAGACAGCAACAAUGCCCGACCGGUUCGCGUCGGCGCAUGGGGAAACACAACCUUCUGCCUGGGGCUGGACACGCUUUCGAAUGAAGAAACCACCCCCGCAUACGACCGAUGA
Messenger RNA from Eremomyces bilateralis CBS 781.70, 1566 nucleotides. RefSeq lists its product as uncharacterized. The transcript is spliced from 4 exons. The record is from RefSeq and is a predicted model, not a curated record. Bases 1 to 1566 code for a protein of 521 amino acids. Lineage: Eukaryota; Fungi; Ascomycota; Dothideomycetes; Eremomycetales; Eremomycetaceae.